Molecule: messenger RNA, 4187 nt
Organism: Carcharodon carcharias (great white shark)
Lineage: Eukaryota; Metazoa; Chordata; Chondrichthyes; Lamniformes; Lamnidae
Gene: smox
Product: spermine oxidase
Exons: 7
Coding region: 196-1827 (543 amino acids)
Molecular function (GO): polyamine oxidase activity
Source: RefSeq, a predicted model, not a curated record
CAGGGACUUGCCGCUGGCUGGUUACUUCUGGGUUUCUCCGGAUCAGCAGCAAAACAGAAGGAGAGAGAGAGAGAGAGAGGGAGAGAGGAGCGGUACGCUGGGCAAGCGGAGACGCACAGCCGGGGCUCAGCUGGAGAUUCAGUGUUGCGGAAGGACGAUCGGGGCGAGUUUCAAUAGAAGACGAGCUUGGGCGGUAUGCAAAGUUGUGAAAUAUCUUCAGACAGUGCAGAUGAUCCUCUCAGUAGUGGCUCACAGAGAAAGCGACAACCUCGAAUAGUAGUUAUCGGUGCUGGACUCGCUGGCCUAUCUGCUACAAAAAAACUCCUAGCGAAUGGAUUCACAGAUAUUGUCAUUCUAGAAGCAUCUGAGCGAAUCGGAGGCAGAGUGCAAAGCGUUAAACUUGGCUGUGCUACAUUUGACCUUGGGGCAACUUGGAUUCACGGUGCUCAUGGGAACCCGAUUUAUCAGCUAGCAGAAGACCAUGGUCUCCUUGAAGAAACUACAGAUGGCGAACGGAGCAUUGGCCGCAUCAGUCUCUACUCCAAGAAUGGGGUGGCACACUACUGCACCAGCAGUGGUCAGAGAAUACCUAAGGAUGUCGUUGAGGAAUUCAGCGAUGUAUACAACGAGGUCUACAACCUGACUCAGGAGUUCUUCCAACGGGGAAGGCCAGUUGGUGCAGAAAGCCAAAACAGCGUUGGCGUUUUCACAAGGAACGUGGUGCGUAAACGCCUCAAAGCUGAUCCUGAAGACUCGGGCAUCACCAAGGAGCUGAAGCUGGCAAUGCUUCAGCAGUUCUUGAAGGUUGAAAGCUGUGAGAGCAGUUGCCACAGCAUGGAUGAAGUAUCCCUUAGUGAGUUUGGCGAGUGGACAGAAAUCCCUGGUGCCCAUCACGUCAUUCCGAGCGGCUUCAUUAACAUAGUGGAGAUCCUGGCGCGGGAUAUCCCUAAAUCGGUGAUCCAGCUGAACAAGCCAGUCAAGUACAUUCAUUGGAACCACUCGGUCAGCAAGCAAAUCCACUUGAUCAGCAGCUCAUUCCCGAACCACAACCUUGACAGCCAAGAGGAGGAGGGCUACCCGGUCUACGUGGAGUGCGAGGAUUGUGAGCUUAUCCCAGCGGAUCACGUAAUUGUGACCAUGUCCCUCGGGGUGCUGAAGAAGUACCACGAAACCAUGUUUCACCCCCGUCUCCCUGAAGAGAAGGUCUCGGCCAUCCAGAUGCUGGGCAUUAGCACCACAGACAAGAUCUUCCUGGAGUUUGAGGAGCCCUUCUGGAGCCCCGAGUGCAACAGCAUGCAGUUUGUUUGGGAGGACGACGCAGAAAAUGAGAGCCUCGCCUACCCAGAGGACCUGUGGUACAAAAAGAUCUGCAGCUUUGAUGUGCUAUACCCGCCCGAGCGGUAUGGGCAUGUGCUGAGUGGUUGGAUCUGCGGAGAAGAAGCCAUCAUCAUGGAGAGAUAUGACGAUGAGACGGUGGCGGAAACGUGCACGGAACUGCUGCGAAAAUUUACAGGUAACCCACACAUUCCGAAACCCCGGAGGAUCCUGAGGUCUGGAUGGGGCAGUAACCCUUACAUCCACGGGUCUUACUCCUACACGCGGGUUGGGUCGAGUGGAGCGGACGUCGAGAAACUUGCAAAGCCCCUGCCUUAUCCAAAAAGCACAAAAGCGGCUCCAAUGCAGAUUUUAUUUGCUGGCGAAGCCACUCACAGAAAGUACUACUCAACUACCCAUGGUGCUUUGCUUUCUGGCGAGCGAGAGGCUGCACGCCUCAUAGAAAUGUAUCAAGACCUCUACCAAGGCAAGGGCAUGGAGUUCGAUAACUAACAAACCACUUACUCGUGAGACCUAGUAUGGACUGGACUAAAAAUAUGUUCAAUGUGCUAUUUCUGAAAGUAGAAUAUUAUAAUCUUGUUUGAUAAGGGUAUGUUUGAACCUUUUCAAGUGGAUUUAUGUAUGAUUAACGCAUUCUGGUAAAGCUUUGGCCAUGCAAAUGUUGACACUUCUGUACUAUUUUAAUUUUUAAACUAAUGCAUUUCUAACCUCAUUUUGAUUUUCUGCAUCGUAAGUGCCUUCUUGUAUUAAGUUAUAGAUCUAAUAAAAUGAUGGGUGUAAUAGAAGAGGAGGCGGCUGUUUGGAAACUCAACAUUCAAUUGCUUACCUGUAGAGCUGAAGUUGAGAGAGAAAGUCCUCCAUUUUGUAGCUGCCUAAAGGCUCGCUGCAAAAUGCUGACCUGUGUUUCACUGCAUCUUGCAUUAGAUGCUAUAGCCAUUAAACAAAACAUUGUCUAAGUGUCAGAUGUGGUUCAGGGGUAACAUACUUGCUUCUGGUUUAGAUGGUUGUAGGUUUGAGCCCCGUUCCAGGGACUUGUAGUUAACAUUUAGGCUGAUGCUCUAGUGCUAUACUCAAGCUAUGCUGCAUUGUUGAAAGUGUCAUCUUUUGGAUAAGAUGAGGCACAAGUAGCUGUGAAAGAUCCGAUGGCACUAUUUUGAGGAACAGGGGAGUAGGAAUAAUGGGCGUAUUCAAAUUGGCAAGAUACCACAUGUGGUCUCUCCCAGGGUCUGGGGCCUCAGCUUUUUACCAUAUUUGUAAAUUACUUAGAUGAAGGAAUAGACAGCUGUAUAUAUAAGUUUGUCGAUAACGCCAAGGCAGCGAGGUAAAUAAUGUAGAUGAAAACAGGAAAUUGCAUAGGGACAUUGAUAGCUUAAAUGAGUGGCCAAAACUGGGGCAGAUACAUUUCAAUUUAUGAAGUGUGAGACCAUCCACCUUGUUCGUAAGAAAGAUCAAUCAGUGUUUUUUAUAAAUAGUGAGAAGCUAGGAUCUGUGGUGGAGCAGAGAUUUAAGGGUUCACAUACAGAAAUCAUUAAAAGCUAAGUGACAGGUACAAAAUUAAUUUUAAAAGAUAAAAGAAUAUUUGUCUUUAUCUCAAGGGGGUUUAUAGUUAUAUAAAGCUCUGGUUAAAUCCCAUUAAGAGUGCUGCAUGAAUUCUGGACACCACACUUAGGAAGCCUUGGCGGGGUUGUAGUGUAAAUUCACUAGAAUGAUACUCUGCUAAAAAAGUUAAAUUAUGAGGAGAGGUGACAUAGGCUUGUAUUCCCUGCUGUAGAGUAAGGGGUGAUCUAACUGAGUUCUUUAAGAUGAUUAACGGGAUCGAUAGAGGAAAAUCUAUUUCCUCUGAUGGGGAAGUCCAGAACAAGCAGGGAAAAAUCCUAAAAUAGAGCUAGACCAUUCGGGGGUGAUGUCAGGAAGGUCUUCUUCACAUAGAGGGGACUAGAUAUCUGGAUCACACCCCCCACAAAGAACUGGUGAGGCUAAUCAACUGAAAAUUUCAAGACUGAAAUUGGUAAGAUUUUUAUUAGGUCAGAGUGUAAAAGGAUAUGAAGCCAAGAUAGAGUUAAGUUACAGAUAAGCAGAUGACACUUCAAAAAGAACUUUAUUAGCUGUAAAAUGUGUUGGCGCUUCCUAACGUCAUGAAAGGCAUUGCAUAAAUGCGAGUUUUUCCUUUCUCUCCCCAAACCACCACUGCCCCAUAAACUUUGCUUGACUAGAAACACUUCAGGUUAGGACUUAAGACUCGGUGGAGGGGGAAAUUGAUUGACACCAAUAGCAUAAACUGGGCUGAUAGCAUAUUACACCAUGUCCGAUUUUCUUUUCCAUUGUGCAUGGUAUAAAGUGGGCUGCCAAAUCACUAUCGGCCUGCAUUUUUUGGCAAGAGGGUGAAGCCUGUAGGAAGCCCUAUUUUCUACCAAUGAGUGACAGGGGUAACGCUCAAUGAAAUCUUUUUCUUCACUGUACAAGCUGGCAUUCUUCUUCUUUCCCUUCUGCCCCAACUUAAGAAACCAUUGACUAUCUUUAGCAGACACAUGCACAUGGCACAGAUCUAAAAUUAAUUCAAUGACUGGCUACAAGCCUGAGUUACUGUGACCUGCUGGGCGACUUUUAGUUUGAUAAUGUUAUACUUUGUCUAAUUACAGGGAUUUCGUUGCCAUGCAUUUUACAUUACGAUUAUGUUUUUUCUUUCUGUUGUAUGGAGAGAAUGCAGCAAAAAAUGUGCUUAAAGAUGCAGAUAAUCAUGGAAUUGGGCAGGCAAAUGGCAAAUGUAAUUGUAACUUUUGAGAAAUGUGAAAUAUUGCACACAAGUCCAAAUAAUGUGGGGUCCAACUACUCAAUAAAAAAAUGAAUUCCAA